This is a messenger RNA of Tachyglossus aculeatus (Australian echidna), 1524 nucleotides long. It is a transcript of the gene C1QTNF4, whose product is annotated as C1q and TNF related 4. NCBI's taxonomy places the organism in Eukaryota, Metazoa, Chordata, Mammalia, Monotremata, Tachyglossidae. The record is from RefSeq and is a predicted model, not a curated record. Gene Ontology annotation, molecular function: protein binding. The transcript is spliced from 2 exons. The coding region runs from base 212 to 1270 and encodes 352 amino acids.
CCAUCUCUCCGCAUCUGGAUCUCCAGCUCCAUCUCCCUCCAUCUGGUCCUUCCCCCGCCCCCUGAGCCUGAUUUUGUGGGCGCAGAGCUUCGUCAGUGCGCAACUCUCUGCUUUCCCCAAGCGAGGACCGGGAUCUCCUGGAUCCCCAAGGACUGGACCAGAUCACGGCCUUUCUCCCGGAGGCAGCCCUGCUGCUUCUCUUUCAGGCGGAAUGGCACUCUGCAGAGCUCAACUCCUGCUGGGCCUCCUAUGGCCCGCGGCCUGGGGCCUGGGCCCGGGCCCCAGCUCGGAGCUCCGUUCGGCCUUCUCGGUGGCCCGGACCAGCAGCCUGGAGGGCAACACGGAGAUGGCCGUGACCUUCGACAAGGUCUACGUCAACAUCGGGGACGACUUCGACCCCAAGUCGGGGCUGUUCCGCUGCCGGGUGCCGGGGGCCUACUACUUCUCCUUCACCGUGGGCAAGUACCCGCAGAAGAGCCUGUCGGUCAUGCUGGUGAGGAACCGGAACGAGGUGCAGGCCGUGGCCUUCGACGAGCACCAGCGGGCCGACCGCAAGGCGGCCAGCCAGAGCGCCAUGCUGCAGCUGGACUACGGAGACACCGUCUGGCUGCGGCUCCACGGGGACCCCCAGUACGCGCUCUACAGCUCCCCGGGGCCCUGCACCACCUUCAGCGGUUACCUCAUCUACCCCGACACCUCCUCCUACUUCCACGGCCCCGGCCCGGCCCCGCCGCCCCGCCAGGGCCCUCCCCGGGGGCGGCCAGGAGAGCAGGAGGACCACGACGACGACGACGAGGAGGCGGCGGCGACGACGGCGGCGGCCCGGCCGGACCCGCGCUCGGCCUUCUCGGCGGCCCGCUCUCAGAGCCUGGUGGGAGCGGAAGAGGCCUCCCUCCACCACCGGCCCGUCACCUUCGACACCGAGUUCGUCAACAUCGGGGGCGACUUCGACGCCGCCUCGGGCGUCUUCCGCUGCCGCCUGCCCGGCGCCUACUACUUCUCCUUCACCGUGGGCAAGAUGCCGCACAAGACGCUGUCGGUGAAGCUGAUGAAGAACCGCGACGAGGUGCAGGCCAUGAUCUACGACGACAACCGCUCCCGCCGGCGGGAGAUGCAGAGCCAGAGCGUCCUGCUGCCCCUGCGCCCGGGCGAUGCCGUGUGGCUCUACAGCCACCAGCACGACGGGUACGGGGCCUACAGCAACCACGGCAAGUACAUCACCUUCACCGGCUUCCUGGUCUACCCGGACCCCGGACCCCCGGGGACCUGAUCGCCUCUCUCCCGCCCGCCGCGGGGCAAGGGAAGACCGAGGAUCGGAGGGGCCGGGAGGUGGGGGGGGGGGAGGAUUGCUAAACGCAUGCUCUAUGUGUGUUUGCGUGGGUGCGCGGGUGGGUGUAUGUAUGCGUCCACGUCAGUUUUCAGCCCCGCUACAUCCAGCCGGGGUGUGUGUCCCUCGUUGCCGUUGGAGCUUGACGUCAAAAAAUGAGACUUUGGGUCAGCUGGCGCUCACUGGGAGAGCCGGGG